UAAGUCUUCUUCAUGAGCGGUUAACAGGUCUUCCGAAGAUCGAAGAAAUACGUCCAUCUUACCUGCGAAGUAACAAUCUUGCACUGACACAAUUUUGUAUUAUUCUCAUUUCAUGAAGAGGAAAUCAUUAUAAAGGACUACUAUUUAUCAACAUUUCUGUACAUGUUUGCGUUUCAUACUUUACUUUACAGAAUAGGCCUGGUAAAGUCCUUUUUGUGUGUCAUCAAUCUCAGCCAAGAUUGUAUGACUGGUUGCCAAUAAACCUGCCGAAAUACUGAACCUUUUACUAAUGAAGAGAGCUGAAAGAAAGCUACAAUCUUUACUACAUUCUACAACCAUCAACUGCACUGGCCAGAAUCCAACUUCCAACUAAAACAAUGGAGCCUUUACCAUAUUUACAGGAAGUCGAGAUGAUUCAUCUUUCCAGAGCCAUACCCCAUGCGAGUUACUCAGAACUGUGUAUCCACCUGGGCUACCCCCAUAAUUGGAAUCAAUCAAUUCUCUCAACUCAUCUAAAUGAUUACAGUAAGGCUAUCAUUGAUAUUCUGAUCAAGUGGAAUACUAAACAAGCAGACACAAGCCAAUCACGAUCAAUCCUGGCGACAAAGCUUCAAGAUGUGGAGCUUGGUGGACUAGGGACAAAAUUGUCCGAAGGUGAAUAUCUCCCAAAGCAGCAGGACCCACGUGAACAAGAGGCGACUCCACCGCAAAGUACGUCAGGUAUCUACGGUAAGAAGAUCUCGGCAUCGUUGACUGUUGAGCGAUGUCGCGAAAAGUUGGAGAAUAAGUACCGAAAACAAUUGUGCAAAAUUCAAAUGAAACCGUGGGAUCAAAGUGAUUAUGCUGAGUUCGAUGAUAUGCACACGGUUGUCACAAUUGUGAAGAAGGACGCUAGUGGACAAGACACGAAAAAGAAGGAAAUACUCAAGGAUUCUGUUGCUGAUAUAUUUUCAACGAAAGUAAACGGAGAACUGCCAGCUCGAAUCCUCAUUUCGGCCCCCGCUGGAAGAGGGAAGACCACGGCUGUCGCUAAGAUGGCUUACGAAUGGGUUCACAGAGAAAAGGGGUCAGCACUAGAACACCUGCCACUUCUGUUUGUUGUGAAAUUCCGAAACACAAGUCAGCUUACAUCAAUCGGAAAAGCUAUCAAAACCCAGCUUUUAAGUGAUGUUGAUGAUCUUAAACCAGAGGGUCUGGAGAGUUUCAUUAGAGAGAAUCAGAGAAUCUGUCACAUCAUACUAGACGGGCUAGAUGAGUAUGCGGGUAUCUCUUCUUCAAACCGAAGCUCAGAGAGCAAUAUGGUCAGUGUUAUCCGCUGGGAGGAAUUUCCAGAGUGUCGAGUUCUUGUAACAACACGUCCUCACCUAGAGAACUUCUUCAAUCAAGAUGAUCUUCCAAGGGUAUACACAAAGAUGGGGAUCGAAGGAUUCUCACGAGAGAACUCACGUGAGUACAUCGACAAGUUCUUUGCUUCGACUUCGAAUAAUUAUAGCAGACAUGGUCAUGGUCUGAAGGUUUACCUUGAUGAACAACCACUCAUUAAUGAACUUGUUAAAACACCUCUAUUUUGUCUCAUGGUCUGUCAUUUAUGGAGCGAGGGGCUUUUGAACACUGAAAUUGCAACUCAAACAGAAUUAUUAGACAGCGUGAAUGUUUUUUUGAUGCACCAUGCCAACGUCCGAUCAAAGUCAAGAGUGACAAUCACACGCCAAAAGUUGAGGGAAACCAUUUGUAAAUUAGGCAAAGUGGCUCUUACAGGUUUGCUCGACGAUGCUAAAAAACUAGUCUUCACGCCUAAUGAUUUUCGCAAAGUUCCCGCAAUCCUUGAAAGAGCAUGUGAGCUUGGGAUAGUAUCCAAGACGACUGUUUCAUCAACACGACUCCCUCAGUCCAACGAAACCACUUCCACUACCAUUGAGUUUUAUCACAAACUAGCACAAGAACACUCAGCUGGGAAAUUCCUCGCUGAUCAAACAAAACACAUCCUGUUGCGUCUGAAGAUUUCUGAGUUAGACAAAGUAAUGCUCAAGAUCAAAGCAAACAUCAGUGACUACGAGAAUCUCAUCCGAUUCGCGGCUGGCACGGAUAACAGCCUCUGUAUGCGAAUAAUGGAGGCGCUCCUUUCCAACAGCUUUUUGGAUGAGAGCGAGCGAUAUCGCAUUCUCCUUGACUGCUCAUCAGAGACUUCGGGUGCUGAAGGAAAUUUGUCUUCGUUGGUUCGAAGAUGCGUCACAGCACGGAGUAUGGUUCUUAAGUCACCAACUGUCUACACCGUCAUUGGAAUGAAAAAUCUUCCAACGCAACUAAAACGUGAGGUUAGGGCAGUGCAGUUCGAGGGAUCUACUCUAACCAACGACGUGACGAAUGGAAUAUGGUCUUGUCUUGGAUCAUUUUCGAUGCUGCAUACCCUCACAAUCUCAGACUCUCCUAUCAGUUUCCCUCCAUCUCUACCUAAGCUUCCAUCAUUCACAAAUCUAUCAGCCGAGAGAAUGACAUCACUCUGCUACGAAGGUUUGCUCCCAUCGAUACCUGGUUUGAGCGAGAUCGAUGUCUAUAUUGAUGUUGCAGAGCUAGAGAUAAACAACACUAUUCAGAUCACCACUGCCUCCAGACCUAUGGGUCGACCGAGGGCUAGGGAUGAACAGUCCUUUGUUCAUAUCAGACUACACGCCUCGCCAGCACUCACCAUAGACAGGAAGAUUGAUUUAGGAGAGUCAAUUGGAGGGCUUAGUCUUCUAUUUGAAGACCAAACCAAAAACCAACAGCGGCUGCUUGUGUCCGGAGCGAGGGGCAGAAGUGAAGAAGCCUUGGUUGACCUGUUUGUCAAGACUAAGCAACUAACGUCCAUGAAUUCGGGGAGUGGAGGUGGUUCUCUUAACAGCGACGGGUAUGCCAUCCUGAAUACUGGGCUUGAGAUACAGCAGUGCCAGCUAUCUACUGAGAUGACCAAAAGGUUGUGGUCUAGCCUCACAUCUUUCACCUCACUGAACCAUCUCACCAUCUCAGAUUCCUCUCUCAGUUUCCCUUCAUCUCCUCCGGAGCUUCCAUGCGUCACAAAGCUAUCGGCCGAGAGAGUGACGUCACAAAGCUACGAAAGAGUGCUCUCAUUGCUACCUGGUGUGAGAGAGAUCGAUGUCUCUAUCGAUGUUACAGAGACGAGCAACACUUUUCAGAUCACCACCGCAUCCAGGCCUAUGGGUCAGCCCAGGGCUAGGGAUGAACAGUUCUUCGUUCAUAUCAGACUACACGCCUGGCAAGGACUCACCACAGACAGGAAGAUUGAUUCAGGAGAGUCAAUUGGAGAGCUUAGUCUUCUAUUUGAAGACCAAACCAUAAAUCAACAUCGGCUGCAUGUGUCCGGAGUGAUGGGCAGAGACGAAGAAGACUUGGUUGGCAUGUUUGUCAAGACUAAACAAUUAACGUACUUGAAUUCGGAGAGUGGAGGUGGUUCUCUAAACGAAAAGUACGCCAUUCAAAAUACUAGGCUUCAGAUACAGCACUGCAAUCUAUCUACUGAGAUGACCGUGAAGUUGUGGUCCUGCCUCAGAUCCUUCGCCUCACUGAAACAGCUCAGCAUCUCAGACUCCUCUCUCAGUUUUUCUUCAUCUCCUCCGGAGCUUCCAUCCGUUACAACGCUAUCAGCUAAGAGAGUGACGUCACAAAGCUAUGGAGGUCUGUUGUCAUCGUUUCCUGGCUUAAGCGAUAUCGAUAUCACUAUCGAUGAUGCAGAGAGAGACAUACCUCUGAUCACGGCUGGUCUUCGUCGGACCAGAGGACAGCAGCUCACAUCCAUCAGUCUUGAAGCAGCAUCAUCACUCCCAUCAGAGAAGAACCAUGUAUCGAGAGAGACGAUGAGAGACCUGGGUCUUCUGAUCAGAGAACAAACCAAGGACCUGCAGUGGCUAGGUCUGUCCGGUAUAAAGUGCUUGGACGCAGAAGACUUGGUUGAACUUGUCGAGUCGUCAGCAUCUUUAAAAUCUUUGGAUAGUCUGCAUUUACAGUCUCUUGAAGGUGGGUCAUUCCACUACGAUAGACAAAUAGAUGUCCAGAUAAAGCAAUGUCUAUUAUCUACUGAGAUGACUGCCAGAAUGUGGUCCUGUCUCAGAUCCUUCACCUCACUGGACCAUCUCACCAUCUCAGACUCCUCUCUCAGUUUCCCUUCAUCUCCUCCGGAGCUUCCAUGCGUCACAAAGCUAUCGGCCGAGAGAGUGACGUCACAAAGCUACGAAAGAGUGCUCUCAUCGCUACCUGGUGUGAGAGAGAUCGAUGUCUCUAUCGAUGUUACAGAGACGAGCAACACUUUUCAGAUCACCACCGCAUUCAGGCCCAUGGGUCAGCCCAGGGCUAGGGAUGAACAGUUCUUCGUUCACAUCAGACUACACGCCUGGCAAGGACUCACCACAGACAGGAAGAUUGAUUCAGGAGAGUCAAUUGGAGAGCUUAGUCUUCUAUUUGAAGACCAAACCAUAAAUCAACAUCGGCUGCAUGUGUCUGGAGUGAAGGGCAGAGACGAAGAAGACUUGGUUGGCAUGUUUGUCAAGACUAAACAAUUAACGUACUUGAAUUCGGAGAGUGGAGGUGGUUCUCUAAACGAAAAGUACGCCAUUCAAAAUACUAGGCUUCAGAUAAAGCAAUGUCUGUUAUCUACUGAGAUGACUGCCAGAAUUUGGUCCUGUCUCAGAUCCUUCACCUCACUGGACCAUCUCAGCAUCUCAGACUCCUCUCUCAGUUUCCCUUCAUCUCCUCCGGAGCUUCAAUUCGUCACAAAGCUAUCAGCCGAGAGAGUGACGUCACAAAGCUAUGAAGGUCUGCUCUCAUCGCUUCCUGGCUUGGGAGAUAUCGAUAUCACUAUCGAUGAUGCAGAGAGAGACAUACCUCUGAUCACGGCUGGUCUUCGUCGGACCGGAGGACAGCAGCUCACACACAUCAAGCUUAGCGCACCGCCAUUACUCCCAUCAGAGAAGAACCAUGUAUCGAGAGAGACGAUGACAGCACUGAUCAGUGGACAAACCAACCUAGUUUGGCUACAUCUGUCCGGAGUGAAGUGCAAAGACGAGGAAGACUUGGUUUACCUCAUCGAGUACUGCAGCUAUGUAAAGAACAUGUCAUAUGUGCGGUUAGACAACUGUGGAAGUAGAGAGGGCGGCAGACUGGGAUCUCAUCUCAUUGAACUUGGCAAACCAACUCGAGCCAACGAUCAGCUCCGUGUUAAUGUUUAUCAUGAUGGUAUACGGGAUGAAAAACAUUAUUACAUUUCUCACUAUGAUGGAGAUCCAGUGUAUUACCGGCCAAGCUGCCAUGUACCAUUGUCUUAUACCUGAAAUACAUCACUAUGCUCGUUGGAUGACCUCAUACAUCAUUUCUUACAUUGGUUAGGUUACACUGAUGACUACGAACUACCCGGUUAAGCGGAUAUACGUCACAAUGUUUAAGGUGAUAAUUGUUACUGCACAAUCGAAUCAAUAGAAAUGAUAACAUACAUCUUGUCUUGCCCUCAUCGGAGUGAAUCGCAAAAAUAAACGCGCGCUUGUUCUCCCAGCUUCAGCUUAUAUUUUCUCAGAUGAGUCAAAAAUGAAAAUAUAUAUUAUGAUCAGUUUUCGUUUUUCUCACUUUGUUCGAUAAUGUUAAAUACUGUGAUUAAUGCAGUUAAGAUUAUUUUACACUCGUAUUCACAUAAUGUAAGACCAGAAAUUGAGCGUUUUUUAUAUAUUGAAUUUCGCUGAUAUCCUCUUCUCAAGAUCAAUUGGAAUUGUUUAAUAACUAUUACAAGUUUUCAAAUUCAUCAAAGCAUCGAUCAACAUACUGUAAGAUAACUGAAUUUUAAGAAAACCUUUAGGGAAGUGUCUAUUGAAGUAAUGAAUGGGUGUGAUCCAAAGACUAGGAAUGUUCGAGCACAACUCUCAUAUCUUCGAUUGUGUAACAAUAUAUACAAAAAUCAAUAAUAAAU
Messenger RNA from Strongylocentrotus purpuratus (purple sea urchin), 5947 nucleotides. RefSeq lists its product as uncharacterized. Lineage: Eukaryota; Metazoa; Echinodermata; Echinoidea; Camarodonta; Strongylocentrotidae. The transcript is spliced from 15 exons. Bases 378 to 5321 code for a protein of 1647 amino acids. The record is from RefSeq and is a predicted model, not a curated record.